Mycotypha africana is the source of this 210-nucleotide messenger RNA. RefSeq lists its product as uncharacterized. The annotation marks the transcript as partial. The transcript has 2 exons. The record is from RefSeq and is a predicted model, not a curated record. NCBI's taxonomy places the organism in Eukaryota, Fungi, Mucoromycota, Mucoromycetes, Mucorales, Mycotyphaceae.
AUGUCAGACUUGAAUUGGUGUACAUAUUGUGAUAACGCAAUCAAUCCAUUUUCUGAAUCUUUAUAUUGCAGUGAGCAAUGCUUACGCGCUGAUGCUUUAAGGAACCAUCCUUUGUUAGGUUACACAUACCCUGAAUUUGUUGACUUUCCAAGAGCAACCAUCAGCACCGUUAGUUCAUCAAUUUCAUUGGCAAAUCAUCCCGAUACAACA